CACACUAACCCAAAAAAAAUGACCUUUCAACCUAUUGUUCUUCUUGGAACGACGAGGAGAACGGGUGAUCGAGAUGACGACGACAAAUGGAAGACAGAGAUCGACGUCGAUGAAAAUCACAACAACCGCGACCAAAGAUAUGAUCAAAAUGGGAAGAGGACGAGGUUUCCGACGGCAGCUAUAAGAGGAGGAGUACCGGUACCCAGGGGAACGUCAACAACGGUGAAGAGAGGCGGCACGUGGGACCAGCGACGUUAGCUCGUGGGAUCGGCGGCGACUCCCUCGUCGGCUACAGAAGGGGAAGGCGAGGCAAACAAGUGAAGGGAGAAAUGGUCGCCGCCGGCAAAUCUGUAUUUCGCCGACGACGACAACAAUGACAAAAGGGUGAGUUUGUUUUUGUAAGCUUUAUUUCUGGAUCUGUUUGCUAACCGGGUUUGAGAUGUUCAAUUAAAUUGAAAAUGAUUAUGGUGGUUUACAGUUUUGUUUUGUUAGUUAGGGGAAAACUUGAUUGGUUAUGAUGGUUUUGAAC
Linum tenue is the source of this 529-nucleotide messenger RNA. Lineage: Eukaryota; Viridiplantae; Streptophyta; Magnoliopsida; Malpighiales; Linaceae. The record is from the annotation of a GenBank genome assembly.